This is a messenger RNA of Oikopleura dioica, 1461 nucleotides long. NCBI's taxonomy places the organism in Eukaryota, Metazoa, Chordata, Appendicularia, Copelata, Oikopleuridae. The record is from the annotation of a GenBank genome assembly.
AUGAGCGAAGAACAAGACAGGAUAAAUUUGGCGAAUGAAAUUUCUAAGCACGAAAAUGAUAUGAAUGAUUACUUUUUGUUGAUCAUGGCAUGGUUUGUGCUCUUGAUGCAGUUUGGCUUUGCGUUUCUAGAGGCAGGAUCUGUAAGAGCGAUGAAUACAGUCAACAUUAUUUGGAAGAAUAUUUUAGACUUCUUUAUUGGAGCUCUUGUUUUCUGGGCAGUUGGAUUCGCCUUUGCUUUUGGAGACCUCCCCGAAGAUCAUCCUCAUGCAAGCUCGAAUCGUUUUAUCGGGCUUAAAUUCUUUUUCGACAUGGGAAACCCCUACGAGCCAGAAAGAAGUGGUUUCGCUUUUUGGAUUUUUAUGUUUUCUUUCGCUGUCAACGCAGCAACAAUUGUUUCCGGCUCUGUUGCUGAGCGUUCUCAGAUUGGCGCUUAUAUAAUCUACACGACCUUUAUAACGGGCUUUAUCUUCCCCGUAGUCGCGCACUGGUCUUGGACAGAAACUGGAUGGCUACGAAAUCCGAAGAUUGAGAAUUUCUACCGCCACGAUUACUCCUCCAACGGGACUUUCUUCUACGACCAGAAUCAACCAGUCCAAUUUAUUGAUUUCGCUGGUUCGGCCGUUGUCCAUUGCACAGGUGGCGUCGCCGGGUUGAUUGGAGCGUGGUUUAUGGGUCCGAGAGGAGGCCGUUUUGGAAAGGAAAACGAAGGACUGUUCUUCGGCCAUAGUGUUCCACUCAUCAAUCUUGGUUUCCUAUUCCUCUUUAUUGGCUUUUUAUGCUUCAAUGGAGGAUCAGAACUGGCAAUUGUUGGCCCCGGAAAUCACGGAACAACUGUUGCUAAAAUCUUUGUCAAUACGAUCCUCGGCGGUUCGGCGGGAGGCAUCGUUUCGCUGGCCUACAAUUACUUGACCCUGCGAUGGAAAAGGGGUUACGCUGACAUUUCGCUUUACUAUCUGAUGAAUGGCGCUCUUGCUGGAUGGGUAGCCAUUGCUGCGGGAAGCAAUAGCUUGACACAGGCUUACUCUCUUCUUGUCGGCUCUUUAGGGGCACUCUUUAUGAUCUUCUCGAAAAACCUCCUGGAAAAAUUUGAAAUCGACGACCCUUUGACUGCUUCGCCGAUUCAUCUUGGAGGAGGACUUGUUGGAAUCUUCUUGACGCCGAUUUUCAAGCAUGAUGGACUCAUUGCUUUCGACAUUUGUCCCGUCCAAGAGCUCGAAUACAUCCGAAAAUAUCCAAACGGGACUGAUUUUCGAUGCGACUUCUUUGAGUGGAAAGUCCUCGGCUGGAACAUUGCCGGAACUCUUGCCAUUCUAGUGUGGACAAUUGCCCUGUCUGGGGCUGUUUUCUGGUCUCUCAAAAAGCUCAAACUUCUACGAGUCCCUGCUAGCAUAGAAAAAUACGGAUUGGAUAAGCUGAAACAUGGCGAAGAUGCAUAUCCACUUGAUUCUUAUUUUGGCUGA